UCAGACUCCAGACCAUGUAUUUCCUGACUCCCAUCUUGGUAGCCAUUCUCUGCAUUUUGGUUGUGUGGAUCUUUAAAAAUGCUGACAGAAGCAUGGAGAAAGAGAAGGGGGAGCCUAGAACCAGGGCCGAGGCUCGCCCCUGGGUGGAUGAAGACUUAAAAGACAGCAGUGACCUGCACCAAGCAGAAGAAGAUGCUGAUGAAUGGCAAGAAUCAGAAGAAAAUGUUGAACACAUCCCCUUCUCUCAUACCCACUAUCCUGAGAAGGAAAUGGUUAAGAGGUCUCAGGAAUUUUAUGAACUUCUCAAUAAGAGACGGUCAGUCAGGUUCAUAAGUAAUGAGCAAGUCCCAAUGGAAGUCAUUGAUAAUGUCAUCAGAACGGCAGGAACAGCCCCAAGUGGGGCCCACACAGAGCCCUGGACCUUCGUGGUUGUGAAGGACCCAGACGUGAAGCACAAGAUUCGAAAGAUCAUUGAGGAGGAAGAGGAGAUCAACUACAUGAAAAGGAUGGGACAUCGCUGGGUCACAGACCUCAAGAAACUGAGAACCAAUUGGAUUAAAGAGUACUUGGAUACUGCCCCUAUUUUGAUUCUCAUUUUCAAACAAGUACAUGGUUUUGCUGCAAAUGGCAAGAAAAAAGUCCACUACUACAAUGAGAUCAGUGUUUCCAUCGCUUGUGGCAUCCUGCUAGCUGCCCUGCAGAAUGCAGGUCUGGUGACGGUCACUACCACUCCUCUCAACUGUGGCCCUCGACUGAGGGUGCUCCUGGGCCGCCCCGCACAUGAAAAGCUGCUGAUGCUGCUCCCCGUGGGGUACCCCAGCAAGGAGGCCACGGUGCCUGACCUCAAGCGCAAACCUCUGGACCAGAUCAUGGUGAUGGUGUAGGCAGGGCCCCCCAAGGGAGUGGCAGGGAGACGGCACCCCUGCUUCUCCCUGCGCCUCUCGCCUGCUCCUCUCGGGUCUCUUGGCUUCUCUUUCUCUGGGUGUCAGGUCCCCUCAUUGCUCUUCUCAGGUGGCCACACUGCGUCAAGAAGCCUCUCCACACUCUGUGGCACUUCCAGUCCCAUAAGUGCUGUUUCUUAUCCACUUUGGAAAUGCAUGAACACUUUACAAAGAACAUGCCCUGGUUUUUACAUUUUAAAAGUUAUUCUAGAAAAUCACUAUUGGCUUUUUUCUUUUAUUUUGAGAAAACUCACAUACAGGAGACAAUCAGAAAUUUAUCACGGUCCCAA
Molecule: messenger RNA, 1231 nt
Organism: Nomascus leucogenys (northern white-cheeked gibbon)
Lineage: Eukaryota; Metazoa; Chordata; Mammalia; Primates; Hylobatidae
Gene: IYD
Product: iodotyrosine deiodinase
Biological process (GO): thyroid hormone metabolic process
Molecular function (GO): oxidoreductase activity
Source: RefSeq, a predicted model, not a curated record